This is a messenger RNA of Mauremys mutica (yellowpond turtle), 1963 nucleotides long. RefSeq lists its product as uncharacterized. The record is from RefSeq and is a predicted model, not a curated record. The coding region runs from base 464 to 1912 and encodes 482 amino acids. Lineage: Eukaryota; Metazoa; Chordata; Testudines; Geoemydidae. The transcript is spliced from 9 exons.
AGCUUUCCAUCCGGGCCACUAGAUGGCGCUGGAGCUCCAUGGUUGAAGCUUGUGACCCAGCCCCUCCUGCUGCAAAGGGAGGGGCCAGCCCCUGCGCUCUACGGGGGCCGGCGGGGGAAAGGGAAAAGCGGAGACGGAAUGUACCAUCUGCGCCAGGAAAAGGGGGGGGUGUCUCCCAUGCGCUGGAUUCCAUACAGGUCUCCUCACGGGCCCUGCCCCAAUGGCAGGGUGUAACCCCACGUGAUCCGCCCCAGUGGGCGGGGUGUGACCCCAUUGACCCUACCCCCCUAAGUGGUUUAACUCCUGUGGCCCUGCCCCAAUGGGAGGAGCAUGACUCCAGUGGCCCCGCCCCCAAUUAGAAGGGGCGUGACCCCAUUGGCCCCGCCCACAUAUAGUGAUUAAUCCCCAGGGGCCCCACCCACCACUGACCCUUUCCCCUGAGCUCCCCUGCAGCCCCCGCCCCAUGGGUCUGCCUCCAGCUCUCCUCCUGCUGCUCUGCCUCUGCCCUGCCCCCCCGGGCUUGGCCCCAGACCCAGGGCUGCUGGCCCAGGGCCGUGCCCGGCUGCGGGAGGCCCAGACGCUGGCCCAGCACCCGCAGCUGGGGGCCUGCUGGGCGGGGGCCCUGGGCAGGCUGGACGCAGGCUGCCAGCAGCUGGGCGAGGAGCAGCAGAGCCGCAUCGCCCUGGCCUUCGCCCACUGCCACCUGCAGAGGUCGGGCCGGCCCUUCCCUCGCUGCGAGGCCGGCAGCUCCGUCCGGGCCUGCACCCAGCACAUGGACCCUGUGGCCUUCGGUGUCUACACGGAGUUCUUCACCCACGCCCACAGCAUCUGCUACCUCCUGCGCAGCGAGGCCUGGCAGCAGCGAGCCGAGAGCACCGUGCACAGGCUGGUAGCCAGUUCAGAGGGCGUUGCCGAGCGGCUGGAAGAGACCAACCAGCUGGCAGAGCAGGCAGCUCAGGCACAAGAGGCCACCCUGCGAUCGCAGGAGGAGAUCCUCCGCCAUGGGGAGCUGCUGAGACAGACACUGCAGGACUCCUCCAGGGGCGUCCGAGAGGCUUUUCAGGACAUGCAGGAGGCGGCCGGCCGGCAGCGCCUGGCCUUUGCCGAGAUCGUGAACCGCCUCAGCUUCCUGCACCGCUUCCUGGUGGGGGAGUCCCAAGCCCUGGGCUCCUUCCUCUACCACCUGCUGACCGGCAGCACCGCCCUCCUGCUCACCUCCAGCCAGCGCACCGCCGGGGCCAGGUUGAUCCUGCUGGGCCUGGUUGGGGGCAACGUCUACCUGGAGCGUGUGGUCAGUGGACUCGUCUUGGAGAACACUGAGGCCGGCUCCGACCCCACGGAGGCCCUUGCCAGCUGGGUGGGGCUAUGCCGCAGGCUGUGUGCCGGCGCCGGGCUGGCCGUCCUGGCCUACUGCGUCCUCACCUACCGCGACGUGGCCCAGCAGAGCCGGGAGGUGCUGCGGGGGCUGCAGGAGACCCGGGCCCAGAUGCAGCACAUCCUGCAGGAGACAGAGCGCCUGCUGGCCCAGCGGGGCCCAGACCCCAGCCAGGGCAGUGCCCAGUUUGCUGACUCAGGCUUCCCGGAGCCCCUCUCCCAGCUGGAACAAGGAGCCCCCUGGGCGGAUGAGCUCAGCACCAGCAGCCCCAGGAGCCGGAGCCGCUCCCCAGCCCGCCAGUGCGCCCGGCCGCAGAGACGCCCCGGCCGACGGGACUCGGAGACACACAACGUUCCUGUGCCGCUGGACGGGCUGUGCUGCUAUGAUCUCCGGCGCCGGCCGUCCCUGCGAGACCCCCCCAGAACGCCAGCCGCGGUGAAGGGGCCCCGCAGCCGCGCCCAAAGGGGAAGAGCUCAGUCGCCGGCGGCAGGUGCCAUCCUGCCGCGCCCAACCUGGGAUCGGAUUCCUACUGCGUGAACGUCACCCCGAGCCGGGACGCCUGGGUUCUCUCCCGGCUCUGGGAGGGGA